AUGUUGUUGUUUGUGCAGCCCCUCUCGUGUGAGGAGGGAAAGACAGCGCUCUCAUCAGCGGCUGACGCGGACGAGCUUCUCCAGCACAAGAGGGCGACUGACUAUGGAUGGCACUGCACCGAUGCCAUGACGACCUGCUCCCACCAUCACCUUGCAUCUUUCUGUCGCCAUGUCGCUAUGGGAACGUCCAAGAUGCUGCGCGUGUUCGUGGUCCUGGGCUCCCUCUUCAUGAUCCUCUUCAUCAUCAUUUACUGGGAUGAUGUGGGAGCGUCGUAUCUGUAUCUGCACACACACGUCUCCCCUGGACCCAAGACCCCAGCGCCGCCGCCACAGCCCAAGCCCAAACCCUCUCAGGCGCCCUCCUUUCUCUCAGACAUCGAUGCCUUUGUCAAUCAGUUUCUGGAGCCAGGAAGCGACGAGCCCACUGACCCCGCCCCUGCCGAUACGGGUAACCAAUCAGAAAAGACAGAGGAGCGCUACGUCCCGCGACAGGAGUGGAAGGUCCACUUGACCCCGAUCGCACCGGAGCUCCGGGAGAGACAGGAACAGAGACGCAGGAUGCUUCAGGAAAUUUGCACCAACGACAGCCUGACAUUUCCAGGCAAAAACCGUUCUUUUGAUGACAUUCCAAACCAAGAACUCAAUCACCUUAUUGUGGAUGACAGACACGGCAUUAUCUACUGCUAUGUCCCCAAGGUAGCCUGCAGUAACUGGAAGCGCAUCAUGAUCGUCCUCAGCGAGAGCCUUCUGCAUGAUGGGGUCCCGCAGAGAGACCCCCAGGCUGUUCCUGGGGACCUGGUCCACAACAGCACCAUGCACUUCACCUUCAAUCGCUUCUGGAAACGAUAUGGCAAGUUCGCCAAGCACCUCAUGAAGGUGAAGCUGAAAAAAUACACCAAGUUCCUCUUUGUGCGAGACCCAUUUGUGCGCCUCAUCUCCGCUUAUAGGAAUAAGUUUGAGAUGAGCAAUGAGCAGUUUUACCAGCGAUUUGGACAAGUCAUCUUGAGGCGCUUUGCCAACCAGCCCACCCCCCCGGCUCACGCGGACCAGGCCUUCUCUCAGGGCAUCCACCCCUCCUUCUCCCACUUUGUGCACUACCUGCUUGACCCACAGACUGAGAAGGACAUGCCCUUUAACGAGCACUGGAGACAGGUUUACCGCCUGUGCCACCCCUGCCAGAUCCAGUACGACUUUGUGGGCCACCUGGAGACAGCCGACGAAGACGCAGAGCACCUCCUGCGGCUGCUCAAAGUGGACAACGUGGUGGAGUUCCCCGUCACGCCCAGGAACGUCACCAAUAACAGCUGGGAGACGGACUGGUUCCGCACAGUGCCCCUAGAGGCCCGGAGAAAACUCUACAAGCUAUACGAGCCCGAUUUUAGGCUUUUCGGCUAUGACUGGCCGGAGUCCAUACUCAACGAGUGA
Knipowitschia caucasica is the source of this 1425-nucleotide messenger RNA. The record is from the annotation of a GenBank genome assembly. Lineage: Eukaryota; Metazoa; Chordata; Actinopteri; Gobiiformes; Gobiidae.